Sorghum bicolor (sorghum) is the source of this 2332-nucleotide messenger RNA. Its product is annotated as protein trichome birefringence-like 28. Gene Ontology annotation, molecular function: O-acetyltransferase activity. Bases 364 to 1986 code for a protein of 540 amino acids. Gene Ontology annotation, cellular component: Golgi apparatus. The transcript is spliced from 5 exons. The record is from RefSeq and is a predicted model, not a curated record. Lineage: Eukaryota; Viridiplantae; Streptophyta; Magnoliopsida; Poales; Poaceae.
GCUUGCACUUGCCCGUUCAACGCCUGCCCCGCCCAGCCCAGCAGGGAAGAAGAGGAGAAGCAUCGGGAGACGAUGGCAUCCCCUCACCAAAUCCGCAGCCCCCGGUGCUGACUCCCCGGCCGGGUUCGCCAGCCAAUCCAUAAAGACCCCGCGCGCGCGGCUACCUCGAUCGCUAGCGCGGACGAUCCGGCCGGCCUCCUCCGCUUUCUGAUCGCGCCCGGUCGCGGCACGCGUUCGAUCGAUCGGUCCAAGCGAAAACUAGCCCGGCGCACAGGGGAGGUCGAGAGGGAGAGGACAGAGGACCACUAGGGAUCAGCCAGCUGCCAGCGCUGGGUAGCGAGCGAGCGAGUUGCGGCCGGCGCCAUGAGCUUGGCGGGGCGGCGCAAGUCGUCGUCGCUCGCGGGCGCGGGAGCCGGGGCCGACGCGUUCGGCGCGAAGCACGCCGUGACGUCGCUGCGCAAGGGCGGGCGGCUGCCGGUCUACGUGGCCAGCGUCUUCUUCGUCCUCUGCGUCAUCGUCAUGUACGGCGAGGACAUCCGGUCGCUCACGAUCGAGCCGCUGACGCGCGUGCCGCCCGUGCUAACGGUGCCGGCGGCCACCACGGGUGGUGCUGCUGCUGCUGGAGCUGGUGGCCGGCAAGUGGUGGUGCCCCGGCGAGACAUCUCCGCUUCGGAGAAGCCCGCCGCCGCGUUGCACCACAGCGAGCAGGAGAAGCCGAAGCACGCGGUGACCACGACGACGACGACGACUGAGCCGGCGCCGGUGGCUGUCGUCGAGAAGCCGCCUCAGGAUAAGGUGGACACCACCAAGCAGAGCAAGAAGAAGACGUCGUCCAAGAAGAAGGCGAAGAAGAAGCCCCGCAGGCAGCGCGCGGCGAAGAAGACGGUGGUGCCGCCGGCGCUGGGCGUGCCGGAGACGUGCGACCUGUCCAAGGGGCGGUGGGUGUUCGACAACACGAGCUACCCGCUGUACCGGGAGGAGGAGUGCCAGUUCCUGACGUCGCAGGUGACGUGCAUGAAGAACGGCCGCCGCGACGACACCUACCAGAAGUGGCGGUGGCAGCCCAAGGACUGCUCCAUGCCCAGGUUCGACGCGAAGCUGUUCAUGGAGAGGCUCCGGGGGAAGCGGUUCAUGUUCGUGGGUGACUCGCUGAACCGCAACCAGUGGGAGUCCAUGGUGUGCCUGGUGCAGUCGGCAGUCUCGCCGGGGAAGAAGUACGUCUCUUGGGAGGGCCAGCGCGUCGUCUUCCACGCCUGGGAGUACAACGCGACGGUGGAGUUCUACUGGGCGCCGUUCCUGGUGGAGUCGAACUCGGACGACCCCAAGAUCCACAGCAUCCAGCACCGGAUCAUCAAGGCGGACACGAUCGGGGCGCACGCCGACAACUGGCGCGGCGUCGACUACCUCGUCUUCAACACCUACAUCUGGUGGAUGAACACGCUGGACAUGAAAGUCAUGAGACCGGGCGCCAAGAGCUGGGAGGAGCAUGACGAGGUGGUGCGGAUCGAGGCGUACCGGAAGGUGCUCACGACGUGGGCGAACUGGGUGAACGACAACAUUGACCCGGCGCGCACGUCCGUCUUCUUCAUGAGCAUGUCCCCUCUCCAUAUCAGCCCGCAGGUGUGGGGCAACCCGGACGGGAUCCGUUGCGCCAAGGAGACGAUGCCGCUGCUGGAGUGGCACGGCCCGCUGUGGCUGGGCAUGGACUGGGACAUGUUCCACCAGGCGAAGAACGUCUCCCGGCGGGCGUCGCCGCGGGUGCCCAUCACCUUCGUGGACAUCACCACCAUGUCGGAGCGGCGCAAGGACGGGCACACCUCGGUGCACACCAUCCGGCAGGGCAAGGUGCUGGGCCCCGAGGAGCAGGCCGACCCGGGCACCUACGCCGACUGCAUCCACUGGUGCCUCCCCGGCGUGCCCGACAUCUGGAACCUCGUGCUCUACACACGGAUACUCUCAAGGCCUGCACUCCACUUCGAUUCAUAGGCUGCAGAGGACAGAUCGCCAAUUCGAUUCAUACGCUGCGUUUGGAUGGCAAUGGCAAUGGCAUGGCUGGUGGGCUAUACACACACACACACACAACCAUCGUCGGUUCAGAAAGGAAAAUUUUCUCCUCCUUUUCUUCUUCUUCUUCAUAUUCUCUCUGGCCUUUUUCCAUGACGAAAGAUGCCUUUGUUUGUUUGUUUGUUUAUUAAAUAUAUAGGGGUGGUAUAGGUCAGUCAAGUGAAAAAGAGACUGUAAAUGGGCGGGCUGUGUGAUUAACUGCCCCAGAUCGAUGGAAAUGUACAUUCGGGGUAACAAAAGCUGGAAUGAAAAGAGAUGAACAAAACAA